This is a messenger RNA of Helianthus annuus (common sunflower), 1728 nucleotides long. RefSeq names its product FK506-binding protein 5-like. NCBI's taxonomy places the organism in Eukaryota, Viridiplantae, Streptophyta, Magnoliopsida, Asterales, Asteraceae. The record is from RefSeq and is a predicted model, not a curated record. The transcript has a single exon. The coding region runs from base 1 to 1728 and encodes 575 amino acids.
AUGCAACUAACACCUAGUUCUUCUGGCAAAGGUCUUCACAUUCCUCAUGAUAAUCUUGAAGACAUUGGAGAUUUCGGCAUUGCCAACGAUGAACAAGUGAAGAAGUUGGAGAAGAAGAUGGAUGGAGUAUUAAAUGAGAACAAAAAGUUAGCUGCUGAUAACAAGAAAGUUUCUGAUCGUGAGAAAAUUCUUGAGAUACGUGUGAAAAGGCUGGAGUCUGAUAACAAAGAGUUGUUGAAGAAGAUUGACUCUGAUCAAUCAGAGAUAGAUAUCUUGAAAGUGAGAGUUGCUGAGCUUGAAGAAGAAAAAGCUCGAAGAGAUGAACAAAAUGAAUACUUCAAGAUGAAAAACAAAGAGUUAGAAGCGGCAAAGGCAUUUAGAGAUCAUGAAUUCUAUAUGUUGAACAAAGUCGUUGAAAGUAUGCUUGGAACGACAGUUGAACAAAAGUUUGAAGAGUUACAAGUUGAAGAACUCAGGGCACAACGUCAAGCAGUAAUAGAUGAACAGAUGAAAGAUAAAGGUAAAGGCGUGGAAGGUAGUUCUGCUGUGACAGAAAGAUCAAUUGUUCCUUCCAUGGUUGUUGAGAAUCCUGAACCUAUAUCUGCUAUAUCUGGUCUUUUUGAGGAAGAUACACAUCUUGAAGAGUUAAUUGGUGAUGAUGAUGAAGAAGAUGAUGAUGAUGAAGAUGAGGAAGAAGAGGGUGAUGAUGAUGAAGAUGACGAUGAUGAGAAAGUCUUCUCGGCGAGCAGUCAUGGUUCUGAUAACGAUGACGACGAUGCUCAGGGUGGUACGGGAUUGAAAGUAACUGAAGCUUCCACUGAGAAAAAUAUUGAUGAUCUGAUGAAUGAUUCUGUGAAUGAAGAAUCAGGGGGAGCUGAGGGAAAGGGGGAGUCGAGUGAUGUUCAGAAUGUUCAACAAGCCGAAAAGUUAAUUUUGAGGUUGGAUACUUACAGAGAAGAAGGUGGACAUUUUCAUACGUACACGUUGGAAGCAAUAAAAGAACUGACGCGUAUGGUGAAUCCUGAUUUCAAAUUCGAUUUUGAGGAAGAAUUGAAUGCCUUCGACAUCAAUCAACAGCCUGAAUAUGAGUAUAAGUAUGUUGAAGAGGCUGACAUGUAUGACAGAGUUGAAGUUGAAGAUUGGACGGAUGAUGAGAGUGUUAGUGAAGAUACUUCACAGUUGCCUACACUGAUGGAGUUCUUUACAGAAGAGAACCGAGAUGAGUUGAGAAGAAAAGUUUCUGAGAUUUUGAAAGAUAAGAACUUUGAUGGCACUCCCAAAGACAUGGAAAAGGAAGAAAAGAAAAGGUGGUUCAAAGACAGUCACGAAAGGAAGUUCAAAAGACCGUUAAAGUACUAUCAACGUGAUCGAAGUGUGUCUCUCGGUGACAUCAUCAGCUGGGGUUUCUUACCUCAAGUGAAUGCUUACGCAAUCAGGAGAGAAUGUGGGGUGCAGUACUUUGAAUACUUAUAUGACGUGAUGUCAUUACCCUGGUGGGAUGUGGAAGAGCUAUCUAAAGUCAGAACUUUAGAUUAUCCGGUACGAAAGAAUGAUAUUCCAAUGUGGGGGUAUAUCAAGUUUGAAGCGUUGAAAGAGUUUCAUCAUUGGAAACCGCAUUACCCUAAGAGAGUGCGGAGGGUAAAUCCGGAAACAGGAGUUGAAGAAACGAUACUCAAUGUGAAAAAGCCAAAGACAAUGAAGACUAUCCCAGUGCCACCAAUGGAGUAG